CACCAACACCACCAUCCACGUUCUCCCAUCCGACGACAUGACAAAGUACGUGAUUGCUAUAGGCCAAACGGCUGUCAGGUCAGCGUCAUUCGUCCAACGACCUUGCACGUUCGUUCCACAUUUUCAAAUAUUCUUUUCGAAGACCCAAUUAGCUGGGCGGGAAAUUGGUAUAAGAGGUUGAUGGGAGGAUAAAAGAUUCUUCGGGUGUCGGUCAUGGUCUCUUCCGUCUUCAAGGUCGUUGUAGUGCUAUCUGUGCAGUCUGCGGUUUGGGGUCUUCCAGCGACUCUCAGCACUACGCAGACCACGUUCGAUAUCCAGGGUCAUCGAGGUGGAAGAGGAGAAACGGUUGAGAACACUCUCCCAUCUUUCGCUUGGGGGCUCAUAGAUGGUGUCGAGACACUCGAGCUUGACAAUGGCAUUACGAGGGAUGGCCAUGUCAUUGUCUGGCACGAUGAGAACAUCGACCCGACCAAAUGCAAGGAUACAGCACCUGCGUUCCUAGACGACCCUGAUUACCCAUACGUUGGGAAAUUCAUCGCCAAUCUGACUUUAGCUCAGAUCAAGACUCUUGACUGUGGUUCUGAACGGCUGUUGACCUUUCCCUUACAAACUACCUAUCCGGGCACAAAGCUUUCUACACUGGAAGAACUCUUUUCGUUUGUUGAAUGUUUUGACCCAAAGCACACCGUCAAGUACAAUAUCGAAUCUAAGGUCAACCCCGUCAGCACAAAUCAGACUCGUGGACCGAACGACUUUGUUAGAUUGCAGCACGAACAAUUUAAGAAGAGCGCCUACUACCACCGGAUCACAUACCAAAGCUUUGAUUGGAGGACGUUGGUCGGCAUGAAGGCUCUCGAUCCUAAAAUUCCAACCGCUGCCCUUGUUGAUGGAACCACUACCUUUGGACCGGACAAUACGACUUCUCCAUGGCUUGCUGGAAUUAAAUUGGAUCCCUCGUCUAAGGAAUCUAUCGGCGUCCAAUUGGCGGAUGCAGCGAAUCAAAUUAAAGCUGACAUCCUUUCUACCGCUGACAUCGCCCCUGGCAGUGCAACUGACCCUACUCAGCUGGGAUUCGUUCCAUUCACUACCAAGGAGAUGAUUGUUAGGGCACAUCUGCACGGGAUGACGGUCAAGCCUUGGACAGUCGACAGGAUGAAUGUUGCAGAGCAGUUGAUGGAAUGGGAAGUAGACGGUAUCAUCACCGAUUUUCCGACUCAGCUUCGUCGUAUUGUGCAGAAGAAAGGAUUGCCAGUCACGCCUCGCAGGUUUGACGAGAAGAAAGUGUUGAGGUGCCUGGACAAGCAUCGUCAGACAGUCUAAUAAACUUUGCCAUGUAGUACGGGACUAGAAAAUCGAGAAGUAAAGAGUGUUAUACCUC
This is a messenger RNA of Marasmius oreades (fairy-ring Marasmius), 1378 nucleotides long. RefSeq lists its product as uncharacterized. The transcript is spliced from 9 exons. Gene Ontology annotation, molecular function: phosphoric diester hydrolase activity. Bases 214 to 1320 code for a protein of 368 amino acids. Lineage: Eukaryota; Fungi; Basidiomycota; Agaricomycetes; Agaricales; Marasmiaceae. The record is from RefSeq and is a predicted model, not a curated record. Gene Ontology annotation, biological process: lipid metabolic process.